This is a messenger RNA of Bacillus rossius redtenbacheri, 6217 nucleotides long. It is a transcript of the gene Pu, whose product is annotated as GTP cyclohydrolase 1. Gene Ontology annotation, molecular function: GTP binding; zinc ion binding; GTP cyclohydrolase I activity. Gene Ontology annotation, cellular component: cytoplasm. The record is from RefSeq and is a predicted model, not a curated record. Gene Ontology annotation, biological process: tetrahydrobiopterin biosynthetic process; tetrahydrofolate biosynthetic process. The transcript has 6 exons. NCBI's taxonomy places the organism in Eukaryota, Metazoa, Arthropoda, Insecta, Phasmatodea, Bacillidae. The coding region runs from base 46 to 852 and encodes 268 amino acids.
AGCCGCGAGCGACGCGCCUCGCUCACACGCAGCGCGCCAUCCACCAUGAACGGAUCCAUCUCGACGGAGGAGGCGGUGGCGGCGGCGGCGGUGAACGGCGCGGCGGCGGGAGGCAGCAAGAGGGCGCCGCCGCCGGCCAAGCUGCGCACCGUGUCGUGGACCGAGGAGGCGGACGGCGAGCUGGACGUGCCGGGCACGCCUCGCACGCCGCGGACCUCCACCACGCCAGGCCACGAGAAGUGCGUGUUCCACCACGACCUGGAGCUGGACCACCGGCCGCCCACGCGAGAGGCGCUGUUGCCCGACAUGUCGCGCUCCUACCGCCUGCUGCUGUCCUCGCUGGGCGAGAACCCGGACCGCCAGGGCCUGCUCAAGACCCCGGAGCGAGCCGCCAAGGCCAUGCUCUUCUUCACCAAGGGCUACGACCAGAGCCUGGAAGAGGUGCUGAACGAGGCUGUGUUCGACGAGGACCACGACGAGAUGGUGGUGGUGAAGGACAUCGAGAUGUUCUCCAUGUGCGAGCACCACCUGGUGCCGUUCUACGGCAAGGUGUCCAUCGGCUACCUGCCCACCAAGAAGAUCCUGGGACUGAGCAAGCUGGCCAGGAUUGUUGAGAUCUACAGUCGAAGACUUCAAGUCCAGGAGAGACUCACCAAGCAGAUCGCCGUGGCAGUCACCAAGGCCGUGCAGCCCGCCGGCGUGGCAGUGGUCGUCGAGGCAGUGCACAUGUGCAUGGUGAUGCGCGGCGUGCAGAAGAUCAACAGCAAGACCAUGACGUCCACCAUGCUGGGCGUGUUCCGCGACGACCCCAAGACGCGCGAGGAGUUCCUCAACUUGGUGCAGUCCAAGUGAACCACCCGCUCCCCUCUUCGCCGCAGUAUUCAUCCUGUACGUCGCUUUCCCCUCCCUGCCACUCCGCCCGGGACGCCUGAGUGCCCUUCCAGGACCUCCUUGCUAGAGCCUUGCUAGAGCCUUGCUAGAGCCUUGCUAGAGCCCCGGCAACUGCCGCCAUCUCUCCCCUCGUCUUGCAGCGGCCGGCGAGUUCUCCGCAAGGCGAGAGACUAUCACGCGUCACAAACACGCGCCGGCGAAUAUCGUAACCGGGACAAUAUGGGUUAACUGGUGAGACACACGCUAGACAAGUGAUGCCAGCGAACCUGGUGGCCUGGAGUUUACCUAAGUUUUUUUUAACUGCCGUGACACCAGUUCACAGUAGUGGCAUCUAGCGGCGUGGAGUAUAAAACAGCUUGAUAAGCAAUUGCAGUAAAUUGUCUCGCUUCACCAAAGCUAAUUUGGCCAGAGUUUCCCAUAUUGGCCUAUUACGAUAUUUGGCACUAUCCAUCAUUGUAAUAGUGGCAGUUGGCGUAUCUCGAUACUCUUUAAGUCCCCUGCCUGAAGUUUGAUUCCGCAUCCAGUUUUUUUUACUUCUGAAGAUGUUUUAGAGUAGGUAAAUAUUAAAAAAUGUAUCAUUGUAAAAUGUAUGGCUAAAUUAUGCGUAACACAUCCAUCUAUGUAAGUUUCACUGACGUAACAGUGUUGACCAAUAUUUUAGACUGAGCCCUAAGAGGCAUUUUGUAAGUCUUUUUGCGGUUAAAGCGUCAAUGUAGUUUAAGUUGCUUCUCUCACUAAGUGUUCUAUUCAUUUGUGAUUGCUCAAAUUUUAAGGUACAGAAGAUGCAAAAGUGUUUCAACCUCGUAAGGAUAUUGAAAGUGUUUCUUAAGUAAAUGGAGGAAUGCAAUCCGUAGCUACUUUAAAUGUGAAUUUUCACAAAGAUGCAUACUCGCCAGAAUAUUCUGACACCCAUAUAAAGCCCAUAUGCUAUCCGCUAUCUUUGUUUGGUUAUUAUUUACAAGAAAAUUUUCUGCUAGCCAAAUGCAUCUGCGGUCUAAUCCCAAAUGCAUCAGCAUUAAAAUGGAUAUUUACAUCAAUUGGUUUUCCCCAUCAUUUAUGGCACAUGCAGUUGUUUAGCGUAGAGAUUUAGUUAUGAGUUUAUGACUAGUAACCAGUUAUUAUAAAACCAGAGUCAGAAGCAAGAACCGACAGAAUAAAAACUUCCUCAGUAUACAAUAGUUAGCUAUCUGUGACAAUAAAUACAUCUAAAUAGAAAAUAACUGCUUCGAAACUUUGAUGCGAUAACCUGAAUGAGCAAAGUUUUUCCUAAAGUUUUUUCCGAACAUUGGCAGUCUUGGUUUUAGUGGUGAAGACAUGUUACAACUGUCAUUCCUGCCGUGACAGAUGCGUGGGAAGUCUGAGGUCAUCUGUACAUUUCAACAUUGUUUGUACGUAACUAAUACUCCAAUUAGUUCUGUCUCGUUGCACCCGUAAUUAAUUAUGCUCCGUUUGCGUGUGGUAUACAAAGUAAAUGUACACUGAAAAACCAGUUAGUAGCUGUCUUAAUAUAGGUACUUUCGUAAAUAUAUAGCCCUUGAAAUAUUUUUGGCGAUAGCAGAAUAAUUGUAACCUCUAUCAAACCAUUUAUUUAUGACAGUAAAAUAUUUCUGUCGUUAAUAAGUCACUUAGUGGACGUUAAUUUUUUAUCACCACAAAAUAUUUUAUGAGAUCAAUAAUGACAAAUUUAUUUCGAGGUGAUCACACGAUGUAUGUGUACUAGUAUUACUACUACUAUUAUUAGGUAUGUAUGUAUGUAUGUUUCUGACACCAUACCAAAAGUAAGCUUUAUCACAAAUUUGGGUGCAUCUGUUUGUUCUUGGGCAUUUUAUAUAUUUUAUCUAAAAUUAAAUUAAAUUGUUUUUAUUUAGACCUGUUAUCACUAAAACAUUAUAAAAUGUGUAAUGUAUUGUACGAAAAUGCCUAAGGUUUUGGCUUUGGUAUGAGUAAUGCAACGGUAAAUUACAGGUUCCUUGAGGUGCUGUGUGUUAAUAUUUAUACACAAUCUCAUAUCCAUGUAUAACGUGUCCGUAGAAAGCUGCUAAAAAUGUGUUUACAUAUCAUUAUUUCCUUCUUUAUAAAUAUAUGCUCAACGAAUGUCACAGACAACGUAUGAAAAAAAAAUUCUCUGAUGAAUCAUACAAUUCAAAUAGGAAAAAAAUGUAAAAAGACAAUAUAUAUUUGAAGUCUGCAUUGUUUUACAAUAGCAAUUAAAUAUUUUAAAGCAUAUAAAACUUGAUGGUGUGCUUAAGAUAUUAAAGUUACAAACAGAAAACUGGUGGUAAAAAAAAUAUAUGUUGAUGUAAUAAUAGAUAUUAAAUAUAGUUACGAAUAUGGUUUCUGGAAGAUGAGUUUUAUACUAUUUUGCCUUAUAAUAAGGCCAAAUUAAAAAAAAACAUGUUAGAAGAUAAUAUUUUAUGUUAAAAUAGUGUCAAAUUUUGGACGAUAUGAAAUAUCAUAUUUGUUAAAAUGUAAAAUACAUCCUACUUUUAAUUUUUACUUUAUAAUUUAACGUUAAUAACAUGCUUUCUGUUCAUUUGCACCAAGAAGAAACAUUGCAAGCUUACUAAGCUAUACCUAACUUAAAAGAGUACGCACGUAGCUUAGAAUAUGUUUCUUAGGGGUCGUAUGAAUUGCAAAUAGGUAAGCAGAUUAAGCCACUAAGAGUUGACUAGAAACGAAAUGUUGGAAAUCUGUUCUGUGCUCGCACGGUCUCUCUGGCAGCCAGCCAGUCAGGUGUACGGCAAACUUGGUUGCAAUGUGGCAUUUGCUCCUUAACUUUCAGCUGGAAUUUUGUGUGUGAGUGACUGUUUUUUUUUAAGAGGCGUGAUUAUUGUGUUGAUUUGGCGUGGUCAAACCUGCUUGUAUCUCGCCAACGUGGCCACUGCAGGUUUAAUUUUAAAAAAAUGAGACCCUUGUUUCACGUUCGCCCGCAGCUGUGUUCGCGUAUUGUCCAGCACGCGACAGGGCGUUGCACACUGUACAGCUGUCACACGCCCGUACAGAAGCUCGCAAGCUCUGCAGGCAGAUCCUUGGGUUGGCAUCGACUCCUGACUUUCCUUGGAAACUGUCAAAUGCUUCUGAUGUCAACCAGGCCGCGUGCGCUGGUGCGGGACGGACCUACUCUUUCCUUCGCCCUUCCCCUCUCGCCUGCAAUAACCGUACCAGGCAUAUAUUUUGCAUUCCUGUGCAUUAUGUGAUAAAUUAAUUUUAAGUUAAGUUGUUAAAACUAUUACAAUUACAGUAGUCAUAUGAUGCUUGGCAUUUUUAAAAAUCCUCUAGUAAAGAGAAAAAUCAAGCACUGCGUUAAUUUAAAUCAUUAUUUUGGACAUAUGCCAUUUGCUAGUUUGCAUUGCAUGUCACAGAGUAAAGCCGAAAAAAAAUAAUACAAAGAAUGAUGAACAUACAACCACACAAUAACAAGCUAAAAUUCAACUGAUGUUAAAUGUCAAAUGCAAAGACAGCACAGAAAAUUCCGCGCAAGGAAUUAGAACGGAACGGAAUUAUCUGUGCCGUUUUUUUAACAUUUGACAUAGGUUGAUUUUAGGUUGUUUUAUGUGUGUUUUAGUAUUCGUCUCUCUUUGUCCGUUCUUCUGGGUUCUCUCUGUGACACGCGGCGCAAACUAGCAAUGACGUACGUCCAGAAUAACGAGCACUGGAAGGAUCGUUGCAACGCGGACACGCGCAGUGUGACCUCGGCGAGGUACCAGCUGUGACCGCCACGAGACAGUGCCCCUGACAGGUAGGCCGCGCGAUCACACGGAAAUGUUCCACCGCGCUAGGAGGGCGAAGCAGAGCACUUGCAGGAUCUCGUCUCGUGUCCACGUCAUCACCGAGACUGAGGCUUCCGAAUGACAAUCUCCGCCUUAACGUGACCUGCGGAGGGCUGGCGACUAGCCCUUCAAGGCCACCUUCCUGAUAGCGGCGCCCCGGCCGGCGGCGGAACUAACCCAGUCCCUACAGCUGCCACGCCGCCUGACGUCGGGGCGACCUCGUCGUUAGAUAUUCCCGUCGCCACCCGCGGAGACGUCUGUCUCCCCGGGUGAAGUGUGCAUACUGUACAUAAGUCUUGUUAGCUUUGUUUAGGUUGCUUUCCUUCGUAAAGCUUAGUUCAAUACGUGAAUAGUUAAAAAAAAUAAUAAUAAUCCUUACGUAUUGGUAAUUUUAAAAUACCUAAAUCUAGAAAAAACCCGUGGGCCAACUUUGAAUCAGUUACUACUAACGAUAAUUGUUUAACCCAUUAGUUUGUAAGCUUGAUGGCAAAUAUCUAAUACUUGUAACAUGAUAGCAAAAUGUUAAAUUGAACUGUGUCUUAUCAUGGUUUGUAUCCAAUGUUUUGCUUGAAGCUUUUACUAAAAAUAAACUAACAUUAUGCUUGCUUAAAUUUUGUGUUCAAAAUAGUCAAAAGGACACUAGUUUUGUCAUCAGCAGUGUGGGGUGCAAGGUAUAAACAAUACAAGCGAUAAUGUGAUAUCUGGUGCGUUCAAAAAUAGGUACGCUGUUGUAAAAAAAAAUUAAAAUCGAGGUGUAGGAAAGAAAUGUGGAAUUCUUGUUCAACCAGUUGAUGAAAUAUUAUACUGUAAAGUUUAUGAUUAUUGUUAUUUACCUUGGAAACUAUUAACAGUUUGUAUCGAAAUGUCAAAAAAGUAUUAUAUGUAUUAUAUUACACAUGAAUUUUGUGUACGUAUAUUUUUAUAAACGUUUAUGUGUACAAAAAUAGAAUUUUUAUAAACUAUAGAUUUCGAUGAUUUGACUUAACAUUUUAUAACACUCUAUGGAUUGUAAGUUCCCAUUGAUAUUUCUUAAAUAACCAGACAAUAAUGCUGACAAUUGUAACAGUUUUAUUUUCCUGGAGACGUAUAUCAACGAAAAUGUUUAAGAAUAAAGCACAGCAAAACUUUUGUUUGUAACCAUAUGGGAGUUAUUGCAAAGGUAAUAUUUGAUUAAGAUUAUGUGAAGGGUGAAAAAUUGGUUGAGGUCUUUUUUUUAGUGGGUUUUAGCGAUUAACAAGAUGCAAGGACUGAUGUAAGUUAAAAAAAAUACUCAUUGUAGUUAUAAGUGUGCUUUAUUGUGAUGAUCGAUAUUGUUGUGUUCAUAUAAUGCAGUGUCUGUGAACUGAGGCCCUAUUAACUGUAACGCCCGAUAUAUAUUUUGUAAAGAAAGGAGAGUAACAAUAAUUAGUUUAUAACAAUUAAACUCAAAGAAAAAGGACCAAUUACUUGUAAACAUUUAGCAACUACAAUUGAUGUACUUAUAAAAAUAUACCUGAAGUUAUUCUUUGAUGCUAGAAAAUAUUAUUUUAAUAAAACAUUUAGUGUAAGAAUCUAUA